AUGGCAAAUACAGAAGCAACAUUACCGAUCAUCGAUGAUCAUUAUCGCAUAACAAUAUUAGUUCGACAGUUUGGCCAACGAACGCCGACUGUUUUUAAUCGGCUCGUUGAAAGGCUUCAUCGUGUUCGCUAUUUACAAGUAAGCGAUAAUCCAAAGCGUGUUAUCAUCGCCAAUUUCGUUUCAACAAUUAAUUACAAUUUGGCUCAUUUCGGUGAAUUGCAGGCAUUUCGAAGAGUUAUUGGUCUUAUUGGAGUGGUUGUUUUAGAAUCAGAGCCAAGUACAUCGAAAGAAAUAAUAGACGAUGGUCGUUCCAGUUUAGAUAAAAAGAAGCAACGCUCAUCGGCUGCAGUAACGCUCCUCACUUUGCCACAAAUUAAAAAACAAUAUGAUCUUUGUAAGACUGAAUUUGCCGCUUCACUUGUAGAUAGUCGUUGUAUUAUGCUUGGAUGCAUCGAAAAUAAGGAUUUUUGGCCACCUCGCGAACUGUUCUGCUUUAACUGUUUGGAUGACGCUGAUCCUUUAGAAGGUGUUGUACGUGAUUUCAUGCGUUCGAUUUUUUUUGUUCUCGAAAGCCGCCGACUUGAUCUGUCUUACGAAAAACUUGAAAAUCCGCCAUGUCCAUCAGUUCUCGACGAACAAAAAAAAAAAUGUAUCGGUCGUUUACGUAAACAAAUAGCUGAUUACACGCUCAUGACUGGUCUGCCUUUCCUAGCACUUGAUGCCUACCAGUCAUCCAUUGAUGCUUUAAAACAGGCAAAUGAUCUUCUUUGGCUUGCUGGAAUGUUGCUUCUAGUCGUUAUAUUUUUAGCAGCGUUUGAAGGCUGGGCAUGUGCAGCUAUGGUUGUUAAAUACGAUCUUAAUGAUGAAUAUAAUUCCUCAAAUUUUAUUCAGCGAGUGGCAACUGCAUGUCAACUACAGCAAAUAAGUUCAUUUCAAGAACGGGAUCAGAGAAUACGUUCUUUUGGUCACCAGCGUCAUCCGUCAGAAAAUGAGUGCACUUCAAUUACAUCUAAUGCAAUGCAGGAUAUAACAGUUGAAGAACAUAACAGGCGUUUUAUCAAGCUGCCUCUUACUCGCAAUACGGACUCAUCUGAAAGGAAAAAUGCGGUGAAUCACAAAGAAAUUACUGAAAAGUUCAAGAUGGCAUUGGAGAACUAUUCAAGAUUUUCGUUUGUUGCUAACAUAGAAUAUGAGUGUAUGGUUAGAUGUGCAUCAGCUUAUCGUUAUCAAAGGCUUUUUAUUGAAAUGGAGUCGUUUAUUCGAGAUAAUGUUGGGAAAUAUCUGGAUGACAAUUAUACGAUAUUCGAUAAUAUUACAAAAGCAAAUAUUUGUCUAAAUACUUCAGCAAUGUUUCGAAUGAUUGGUUUCCAUAGAAAAUGCGCUUUUUUUGCUCGUCUGGCAGUAUUAUUUCGACUUCAUGCAUCGGAUGGUGAAGCAAAGACGAUUGUUGAUUAUCGCUAUGUUUAUCCAAUACUUUAUCGAUCCUUGGCUGGCUAUGGUAUUCCAGAGGACUUGAAAGAAAUUUCGGGUGAUUUGAGUGUACUGGGUCCUGUGCAUAUUCAAAGGAAGGCUUUUCAUGAAGUUUUUAUGAGUGCAAUGCGCGCUGAAUAUCAUGAUGCAGCAAUCCGUCAUUUAUGUUGUAUUUUGCAGGUUUAUUAUGAUUAUAUGGAUUUCGAAUCGAUUGUUAGAUUAUUGGAUGAACUAUUUCGAUUGGUCUCUGUACGUGAUGGUUUUCAUCACCUUAAUCAACAUAUUUCUCUACCACAAUGUGGAAUCAUUAUACCUCCAAUACAAAUGACUAGAAACUUUACUGUUUGUUCAUUGCCACCUCAUUUGGCUCCAAUAGUUAUUAGACCUCGUGUUACUUCAGAUAUUUUCAUUUAUUCACCAUUUCAACGUGGUGAUAUCUCAUCGAAUGCCAUUCGAUGGGUCGUCGAUUGUGCCUGUGAAGUAUCUGUGCGAGUCAAGAAUUAUCUUCCUUUUGAACUUUCAGUUCAUAAUUUAUCGUUACUUUCUGAAGGAUGUUCUUUGGAAACUAUUCCUGUGCGCCUUAGUUUAGCUGCUUCGGCUGAUUCAAAUGAUCUCGUUGAUAUAAAAUUGAUUAGUGUGCCAAGGAGUGCUGGAAGACUUCUAAUAACGGGAUAUUCUUGUGAAGUACUUGGUGUCAAAAAUAUUUGCCGUUUACGAGAUAUGCCUGAAGAGGCAAGAAUGCAAAACGCUGGAUCAAAUGCUUCUGUUUUUGAUGUUGAAGUUUUGCCAGCAUUGCCAGUUUUGCGUCUUCAGACAUCUCUUCCUAGAGCACCAAUUUCUGAAGCAGAUCUCGAACCAGCUGCUGAGUUAUCAGUUUACUCCGGUCAAACAUUCGAACACACAAUAUCAAUAGUUAAUACGAGCGAAAAUAUUGGUAUUGCAGAUGUUAGGCUUGAAGUUAAACAACCAAAAGUAUGUGGGGGCCCCUGCUUGAUCGAAAUAGUUAAUGAUUGGAUAGAUGACGAUUUACUCACUACUAUCGGCACUAAAAAAAACUUUUUUUUCAUGAUUUUUGGAAUUGAUCCGUCUGCAACGGCUGAUGACGGUUCUAUGCGAAGCCGUGAUGGUUUGGAUGAUGAUAAUAGCAGUAAUGAAUUCACUAGUGAAAGCGCUCAUGAUCGCAUUCCUUUUACGGGACGGUUACUUACUUCGGAGUUUAUAAUUCAUUACAAAGCAGAUAUUAUUGGACCAGAAAAUGAACAAUAUGAACGGCGCUGUCGACUUCCAUUGGCCGUUUCAAUCAUACCAGCAGUAACAGUAUCCGCAUGGCACGUUUUGCCGGGUGAUGGCCCUACUUCUCGAUAUGUAUUAAUUGAUGUCACAAAUUCUACUGAAUGGGACGCUGAGUUAUUGUAUGGUAAAGGCAAACUUAUUGGUGUUCAGCCAAAGGAAAUAUGUCGAGUACCAUUACUUUGCGAAUGUUGCUCAGAAGUUGCAUCAGAUGCAUUUAAGCAAGCUGAAAGUCGUUCAUCACAUAUGAUGCAAGUGCAAGAAAUGGAACGUUUGCGCCGAAUGUUAGAGCGUCAUGUAUCUGCUCAUCUGGAUAUCCGGUGGUCAAUUUCAAGUUGUAAUCUUAUGGGUUCUGUUCCUGUCGGGCCACUUUUAUCGUCCGUAGCUUUUCUCAAACAACUUAUCGUUCCCGCGAUUUCAUUUGGUGUGUUUUUGAACCAGAAGUUUUCAGAAAUGAGCGUUAAUGGUGUUCCCUAUCUGAGUGAAGAUGAUAUAUUAGCUGGAAUUGGCGAAAUUUUUGAUCUGGAAGUCAAACUAAUUAGUUCUGUUCGAGGUAAUCGUUUAUAUAGCGGAUUUUUACAGCUUCAAUGUUAUAGAGAUGUACAGAAUGGCUCCAUUAUCAAUAGCAAUGAUAGCAUGAUCGUACUUAAUGCUGAUAGCGUUCCUUUUGCUGAUUAUGACUGUAAUGACGAAAAAAACGAAAAGAAUUUGGAUACAAUAUCUAUUGAAAAUGAUUAUGCCCCAAGUUCUCUUGAGAUUGAUCAACGUUCUUCUACUAACUCGAAAGUUUUUAGUAAAAUUUUUACAGCUAAUUUCUUGGUCAUAUUUCGGUAUGAAGGCUGUCAUAAGGUGAAGCCCUUUAUCAACUUGUAUGAAGGAUCGUCACUAAUUUCCAAAGAAGAAUUAUUUUGUUCUGCUGUUUCAUUUAAUGUGGUCACAAAAGUUGGCUAA
This is a messenger RNA of Dracunculus medinensis (Guinea worm), 3711 nucleotides long. The record is from the annotation of a GenBank genome assembly. Lineage: Eukaryota; Metazoa; Nematoda; Chromadorea; Rhabditida; Dracunculidae.